Messenger RNA from Oldenlandia corymbosa var. corymbosa, 2411 nucleotides. The record is from the annotation of a GenBank genome assembly. NCBI's taxonomy places the organism in Eukaryota, Viridiplantae, Streptophyta, Magnoliopsida, Gentianales, Rubiaceae.
AAAAUUUGUUAGGUAUGUGACAAAAGCAGAAGAACCGAUUCCAUGUAAGAACUCCAUUUCUUUUUCCUCUCUCUUUUGAUGAAAAUACAAGAAGAAUACAACUCCAGUUGAACUAAUCAAACGUCCCACAUAUGCAAAUUGGAACCAGAGAAGACCCCAAAAAGUUGUCGCCCUCCACAAGAUUUUCUGGGCUAUUUAUUGCCGUUGAAGCAAAGCAUUUCUUCACGCUUCUUUCUCUCCCUCUCUGCUUUCCACUCUUCCCCACUCUGCUUCUUUGAUCCCACCAAAGCUGCCUGUAAAAGAACUUGUACUUUGAAUUCCCUUCCUUGCAAGAGAUUCACACUUCCUUGAUCCUUGGAACUUGUGUUUCAGAUUAUCCAUAUUUUCCUUAAAAAGUUAUACAAAGAAUUAUUCUUUGUAAUCUGUGUUUUUUGAAUGUGUUGUCUUGUAGCUUAGAGGGAAAUUUUUUGGUAGCUGAAGGAAGGAAAAACAGGGAAGAAAGGGGGAGAAUAUUGGUGGGUUUCUUUUAGUUUAACGUCUUCUGAAGGAAGAAGAAAAGGCAAAGGAAUAAAUAAUGUUGGGGUUGGGGUGUUGCUGUUUUGAUGAUGAGUACGAGCAGCUUUUCUCAGCGGAACCAAAGCAAUAUUCUUUGCCAGCACCCCUUCCUCAAUGGCCUCAAGGUCAAGGUUUUGCCACUGGUAGUAUAUGCCUCGGAGAAAUUGAAGUUGUUCAGAUUACUAAGUUUGAGAGAGUGUGGGGUUGUAAAUCAUCGUGGAAAAAAACAAAGGGCGUCUCAUUUUAUAGGCCAGUAGAUGUUCCCAAAGGGUUCUUCUGCCUAGGUCAUUACUGUCAGCCAGAUGAUCAGUAUCUGCAAGGUCAUGUUUUCGUAGCUAGAGAAGUGGCUGAUUCCCCAGAUGAUCGCCAAACAUCUAACUUGGUAUUAGAUUCUCCGGCUCUUGCCAAACCUCUUAGCUACACACUGGUCUGGGGCUUGGGUUCUAAUAAGAAUGGCCACGGUGGUUUCAUUUGGCUGCCAAAUGCACCAGAAGGUUACAAGUCAAUGGGUUUUCUGGUAACUAAUGAAGAACAUGAACCUGAGCUUGAUGAAGUCAGGUGUGUUCGAGCUGAUCUCACUGAAGCAUGUGAAACAGAUGAGUCAUUAUUCAGUGCAGAUAAACUUAACAUCUGGAACACCAGACCCUGCGAGCGAGGCAUGUGCUGCACUGGUGUUUCAGUUGGGACAUUUUUCUGCAGUACAUUUAGUUGGUCAUUAUUCCCUGUUCCAUUCUCAGGCUCGGUGGAUGACUCCAACAUUGCUUGUUUAAAAAACCUGGACACAAAUUUAAAAGCAAUGCCAAAUCUUGAUCAGAUUCAUGCACUCAUUAAGCACUAUGGACCUACAGUUUACUUCCAUCCAGACGAGGAAUAUUUGCCUUCAUCAGUUUCGUGGUUCUUUGACAAUGGUGCUCUUCUUUACGAAGAUGGGAAGGAUGAGGGUGUAGCCAUUAAGUCCAAUGGUUCAAACCUACCCUCUGGUGGCGACAAUGAUGGAAGAUUUUGGCUUGAUUUAGCACUCAAAGAUGAAGCUAGAGAUGCACUCAUGCGUGGAAACAUCGAGACUGCAGAGCUCUAUGUUCAUGUUAAACCAGCCCUUGGAGGGAGUUUCACUGAUAUAGCCAUGUGGAUCUUUUGCCCCUUUAAUGGACCAGCAACCAUCAAGGCAGGUGUGGUGAAUAUGACCAUGAACAGAGUAGGCGAACAUGUAGGCGACUGGGAGCAUUACACUCUGCGGAUAAGCAACUUCACUGGGGAGCUCUGGAAUGUGUACUUUUCUGAACACAGUGGUGGCGAAUGGCUACACGCCAGCGAGUUGGAAUUCAUUAAGGAUAACAAGCCAGUUGUGUACUCGUCAAGAAAUGGGCACGCUAGUUUCCCGCAUGCCGGUUGCUACAUUCAAGGUUCUUCAAAGCUUGGAUUAGGAGUGAGGAAUGAUUGUGAUCAAAGCAAAUAUUUUUUGGAUUCCAGCACUAAGUACCAAAUCGUCGCAGCCGAGUACCUGGGCGAUGGAGUCAUUACGGAGCCUGAUUGGUUACAAUACAUGAGAGAAUGGGGUCCGACAAUUGAGUAUGAUUCUCGAUCUGAAGUCGAUAAGAUCAUCAAGCACCUUCCAUUUUUUGUUAGAUUCACAGUGGAAAGCCUUUUUGAACUCUUCCCAACUGAGCUUUAUGGGGAAGAAGGCCCUACUGGACCAAAGGAGAAAGAUAACUGGAUUGGUGACGAGAGGUGUUAAUGAUCAUUAUGAGUAUUAAGAUUGUUGCGUACAUAGGGCACCAAAUUGUUGUAACUUUCGAAAAUCUAUUUAUUCAAUUCUAUAUAAAAUCUACUUAAGCAAAAGAACCACUUUGUCCCAA